AUGGAGUUCUCUAAAGGUAAGGAGUUUUUUGCCAAAAAAUUCGAGUUUUUACAAAAAACCGGACUAAAAGGCAUUGAUAAAGUGCUUGGAGAACAAAGUAACUUGUUACCUAAUGCUACAGCUACCGCAACUAAUGCUGUGAAUACGUCACAGAACGCCGUUAAUGCUGCUGGAGGUGUCACGAAUGAAGCAGAAACUAAGGUUCAAGAUGCUGGAGCUAACGUAAAUGAAACUGAAAAUGCCCAAGCGGAAGGAACCUCGGGACAGACAGCUGAAGGAAGUGAAAUUAAGGAAAAUUUUGAUGAUGAUUUGCUCUGGAGUAAUAAUUAUACAUACGAUACCUUCAUAGACUCACUAAAUAUUCAAUACGACGAAAGAGGAAGUAAUGCGCAAGAGAAGAGGCAUUGGAGUUAUCCAAGACGUUGGAGCGUCAAGCUGUUUAAUUUAAAAAUAGUUAACCUGCUCCCCGAAAGCCUGAGCUGUUUUGCAGAAUUCGACUUUGGAGGAACUCGAGAUGAAUGUAGAGUACAAAUAGGAAGCUCAAACUAUAUUUUAAGCAGAGGAAAGAGCAAGAAUUAUAUCAGAACACCUGUUUUGAAGGAUAUAGAAAAGGAUCAGUCCAGAAGUUUCCAAUGUUCACACUCAUUUGAGUAUCGAGGAAGCUAUUUGGACCUGGAAAAUGAAAAACUAAGAAUAAAACUUUGGAGCUGUAAAAAGUAUACAGUCAAUAGCCUUGUGAGUAUAUAUGACCAGUUUCUUAUCAAAUUCGCAGAAGGAGAUGAACAUAUAGAAAUACCAAUGUAUAAGUACAUAGACAAUCAGAAAAAAAUAACCUGUAACCUGUCAUUUAAUCUGUUUUUCCAAGAACUUUAUGAUUUUGAAAUAAACCUGAUAAAUUUCAAAAUCAACAACGCUAUUUCAACAUACUUCCUCUUCAAUUACCUCCAGCUCCAUUUAUCGAAACUAAACGACGGUCCUGUAAAUAAUGAUUCCACACCUAACAAUAAGGAAAGUUCCAACAAAUACGUAAAUGAGUGGAAUUUACUAGAUAAGAUGAGGUAUAGCAUAUUUAGAACGAAAAUGGAACGGAAAAUGAAGAAGAUUAAAGCAUCUAAGAAAAAAGAAAAGGAAAAGGAACAACAAGAAGAAGAAGAUAGCGGUAGUGAUUUUGAUGAAGAUGAUGAGUUUGAAGCAGAAGAAAAUCAAGACUCUGAAGGUAACACUACAAAAGUAGAUCCACCAAGUAAUGACACACAAACAAGUCAAAAGGCACAAAAAAAGAAAAAGAAGAAGAAGAAAUCUAAAGCGGGAGUUGGAUUUAAGAGUGCGGAAGAGGAUAAAGAAAAAAAGGAUAAAGAUACAACCUUAACAUUCCAAAGUGAUAACAACGAAUAUAUCUCAAUUCUGAGAGAUAACAUUAAGUUCUUCGUCCAGGUCGGUAAGUAUGUGCCAUUUGUGUGUGAAAUAGAACCCUGGCCCAGAGUGUUCAUAAGACUCAAAACGGAUAGCAUGCAUUUAAAGAAUAUGUCACUGUUAUCACACUCGGUGAAAAAUGCAUUUAGCUGUGAGUGGGAUAACUUGGGAGAAAUUGUAUUCAGAGGCACCUUGAACGAGCUGUGUAACUCGCACCUGGAAAUAAAACUGAUGGAUUGGAGUGCGCCAAAGGCGGCAAAUUGUAUAGGAGUGGCAAUAAUACCAAUGGAAUCGAUUGUGGAUUACCCCUAUAUAAGUAGUAGACUAUACCCACCAGAGUGGCUCAAACUUAAGAGUCAGUAUGAAGGAUGGAAUGAUAAGCUCGAAGAUUUACACCUAGGGACUGUAACAGGAACAAUGAUCGUGAACCGAAAGCCUAGAUAUAGACAACUUAGAGGUACGAACAGAACCUCAAGUUCAAGCCAUCUCCUAAUUGUCCAUAUUAAUAGCAUUGACCAGUUAUUGGCAAAUACACAAGAGUCCGUAGAUUCAUACGUAGAAGUUACAUUUAAUAACGUAACACUGAGGACAAAUUUGUGUAAAGAUAUGCUUGGACCGAAGUAUAACGAAGAAAUUUACAUACCAAUACCGACAGUGACAACAUAUGAAGAACUGCUUGAAAUGGGCUCUAUUAAAAUCACAGUUUGGGGUUACAUUAUGGAAAAGUUAAACUACUUUGGAAGCUGUGAAAUCACAGUCAAUGAGGUACAUUACAACAAAAAUACACUCAGACCACUGACGAAGAAAAUGCAUAAUUUAAUGGACUCAUUUAAAUAUGAAGUAACCUAUGAAACUAUCGUCUACACAACCUCGAAAAGACUAUACCAUUACCAAUAUAAUGAACAAGAUAAUAUCUCAAAUAUAUCAUUUUCAGCAUGGUUUUAUCCAUUGAUAGUGCCAAAUAGGACAUCGGAUAUUAAUAGAAUUCGAAAUACAGUGAACCCUAAUUUGAAACAAGGUAACAAUGGAUUUAGCGAUUGCGAGAAAUUAAUUGAGAUUUGGAGAAAUAUAUGUAUGAUAACAAAUAAUGAAUAUUUUGGAGAUUAUUAUUAUUUCUAUGAUCAGUUUGGAAAUAAAAUGUUCCCAAGUAGUUUUGUACAACCAAUACAUUCACCACCGACAGUUGAUAGCGUCAAUCACAUGUUCCAUUUUGUAAAUUCAAUACCGUUUGUAAACAAAAGAUUGCAAAACGUAUUCACAAUAGACUUUCUGUUAAAAUUGAAGAGUGGUAGCAUAAUAGACCACUGCAUCUUGUUUCUUAGUUUUUUAAUCAAUUAUAACCCCAAUUUCGAAGUCUACACAGCAAUUGGACAACAAAAGGAUAAAAAGUUCAAUGCAUUUCUUGUACAAUUUAUCCAAUCAGAUACAUCAAAUGUUGAUGAAAAGGUAGUUGAAAGUGUUAACCCACAAAAUAAAAAUAUUAGAGAGAUGAUAAUAUAUGAUUUCAAUGCCAAGCAUAGUAGAAGAAUAAGUAUGAAUAGUGAAAUGAAAAGGGAAGUUAAAAAGUUAAAUUUUCAAACAAUAAAUAUAUUGUUUAAUGAUAGGAAUUUGUGGUUAAAUGUACAGAAUAGAAAAGAUAUUUCAAGCCUAGACUAUGAUAUUAAUAAUAUAAAUAACUGGUACCCAUUCGUACCUUAUAACCCAACGAUGCACAUAACAAAGGACUAUUAUCAUAAAAUCAUCGGUAAAAUUAACAGCCAUAUCACAUCAAAUGUGUGUGGCAGGCCAGAUAAAGGAGAAAAUAUUGUGUAUUAUAUAAAUUGGCAUAGAAAGAAUGAGUAUGUGGUGAAUAUGAUAGAGAAUAGAAUGUUGGAGGAGCUGAAGCGUUAUAUAAGUAUGUACAGAAGCGCCCAGAACCUAGUGACGAACUUUAACGCAUGCCACAAAUUACAGAAGUUUUUGAAGAGAUAUAUUAAGAUGGUACACGACCGAGAUACAAAUAACGAAGAUAAUUUGGAGAUUAUAAAGAGCCAAAUCAGAGAAUGGAGGUCCCAGUUGGAGAACAAAAUCCCAAGAGGGUACCGAAUCCUAAUAAGGACAGUACGAUUUAACACAAUUGACUCGGGGAAUAUGUUCGACGUAAUUAAGCAUAAAUUGGACUUUUUAGACUCCAGAGAAAGUACAAGUAUAUUUGUGGUGGCCUUGAAAAUCUUCGAAAUGUGCUCUAACCUCUUUAGCACAUACUUCCUCAUCAUGCACGCAAAUAAGAUAGAUGAAACACUGAGAAAUAUAAUACUACUGCAAACAAAUGUAGAAGACAAGGUGAGGAGUAGAUCGCCAGAACAUUCAGAAGAAAAUUCAAAGAAUAAAACACUUGAAGAGUUAACAUUUGAAAGUAAUGUUGCAGAUGUUUUGUAUGAUCCAGAAGGUACGGGUAAAGCAGAUGAAGAUAGGCUUCAGCGUAUCAGAUCACUCAAGACGAGAACUAAAACAUUCAAUAGGUCAAAAUCAAGAUUCAAUACGUUUAAAUCGACCUUGCAAUUGUCUAGUGGGCCAUCCAAAAGCCUAGUUUUAAGUGAUCACGUUUCUAGUGACUACAUGACUGAUAUGCCAUCUCAAGAGUCAGAAUUUUAUGAAAACUUGAAUGACGAAGAAGUAUUAAAGAUGGACUCGUAUGAUUUCACAACUGAAAAGGAAAAAAGAUCCAAAUACAGACCCGAGUACUCUUCAAGUUAUACGUUUAGUAGCAUGAAAUCGUAUACUACUAAUAGUCUUCGCGAGGUUUUAUCAGGAGGAACACUGGUGAGUGAUAUGUUAACUAAUACCCUGGGCUCUGGAUUUGAGACGAACAUUUUGAGUAGUUCAACAUAUAGUGAUGGGUUAAACAGGACUUUAACAAGUAGUACUAUUUUGAAGAAAAUACUCACAGAUUCCAACAUCACUAGUGAUUUCGAGAACCAAAUGACUUCAAACGAUGCCAAUUUGUACUUGAAGAAGAUUCUGACAAACUCUUCAAUUUCCAGUGAAUCUAAAGUUGACAAGCAAAGGAUUAAAGAUACAAAAAGUGAUGGUACCAGUGACGUUUUUAGCACAUUAAGCAAUACUGAUGAUACUUUCAGUAGCAGUAGUACUGACCGUAGAAUAGUAGUCAAUAAAAAGUUACCUCUGAAUAGCAAAAUUAUUAAAAAUAAAGGCAGUAGCAACUUGCUCAGUGAACUAGACAAAUUCUCAAAUCUGGAUACGUUAAAACUUGGUUCCUCAAAUCUUGAUAUUAAUGUACAAAACAGCGCUAACAUAUUCCCAUCACCAAGUAAUCAAAUCAGUUCUUUUGCUAAAACCAAGUCUAUUGAAACAAAGUCUUCUGAAACCAGGUCUAUUAAAACAAGUUCUUCUAAAACCAGUUCUAUUAAAAUAAAGUCUUCUGAAACUGAGUCUAGUAGUUUAUUUACAAGUGAUAUUUAUUCAUCAGAGUAUACCAGUGAAAAAACAGCCAGUGAAAGUAUAUACAGGACCGAGUCAAGACGCUCUCAAAGUUUGAUAAGUAGUCAAAGAAGUAGAACUGCAAGUAGUCUCACAAAAACAUUAUCAAGUAGUAGUAGACCAACGGAUCCUGUUAGUAAAGUUAGUGAUACUACAAGUAGCAAAAGCUUAAUUAAAAGUCUCCAAAGUAGUAGAAUUGGUGAUAGUAGGAAACUCACUGAUAAGUUAAGUAGUAAAAGCUUGAUUAACAGUAUAGAAAGUAAAAGAAUUAGUGAAAGUAGCGGAAUAGAUGACGAAAGUAUAUUUGAAGUUGAUAGUAAAAGUAAGGUUAAUAGAGCUGAAAGUUAUAGUUCGAGUGGUAGCAACAUAAACAGUAUAAUAAGGAGUAGUAACUCACCGAGUGAUGAAUCUGUGCUUGAAGAACCAACACGCAGGAAAUCAACCUUAAGAAUUGAGAGCAUAAGUAGUAUUUCUAGUAUAAUCACCCAAAGUUCCUUUACAACCACGAGUAACAAUAUGGAUAAUUUCAGAAUUAUCAAAAAUCCUUCCGAUAAUAUCGAUCAAACCAAAGGAAUUAAACAAAAGCUAAUCUCGAGUAUUGUUGAAACUGAUAAGUCAGAACCAAUUGAAACCAUAAACGAUGAUUCUGAUGUUAUUUCAAAUUUUAGUGACACGGUAAGGGAAAGUAGUAAUGAUUUGAGUGCAAGUGAUCAGGGAUCUAGGAACAGAGAUGAUACGAGUUCUAGUAGUAUUCAUACUAUCAGAGCAAAUGAGGAAAGUUUAAGUGAUUUCUCAACAACGUCUUCAGGUACAACUGUGAUUUCAACUAGUAGUACACUAACAUCCAAAUAUACAAUUAGUGCCACAGGAAGCUCUAAAUAUACCAAUAAUGUGACAAAUAGUCAAACUUUUAGUUAUAAAACAAAGAGUAGUAACUUACAAUUAGAAGAUUCUACCAUACAAUUAGAUAGCUCGAGUAAAGAAUUGGAUGAAACAAGUAAAGAAUUAGAUAGCUGGAGUAAAGAAGAAAGUGAAAUCACGAGAUCUAACGAAUAUACUGAGAGCUGGUCCUCUUUAAAUGAUAAUAGCGAAGAUAGCAGUUAUAGAAGGUAUAGAAGAGUUAACCCUUACAGUAGCUUCAUGAGCUAA
Theileria annulata is the source of this 6042-nucleotide messenger RNA. RefSeq lists its product as uncharacterized. Bases 1 to 6042 code for a protein of 2013 amino acids. The transcript has a single exon. The record is from RefSeq and is a predicted model, not a curated record. Lineage: Eukaryota; Apicomplexa; Aconoidasida; Piroplasmida; Theileriidae.